AUGUCAUCAGCGGCGGGCAACAGAAGACCACGUCAGAUCACUCCAACCUCACCCUCGCCUUCGCCCGAACCGCAACCGGGCAACACGAACGGCUCCACCACUCACAGUGCCACCGCCGGCCUUCCUCCAUCCCAUCCUACCCAAUCAAGCCUUCCAGACACGUCUACCGCUAGCAAUGAUAUUGAUCCGGCGGAUGCAGUACGCGCGGACCUCGAGACGCGCGUCCGCUCCGUCGUCGACCUCCUCUACCAACUCGCCGUGUGCUCCGCCGACGUCCAAGAAGGCUCCCAACAUCUCGUCGCCAACAAAGUCAACGAAUGCAUCCAGGCUCUCGCUGCUCUUGAUGCGACCAAAGACGAGCUGCAUCGAGCACACAUGAUGAUCCCGCAGGACGUAUUGGAGAUGCUAGAUACGGGAAAGAAUCCCGACAUCCACACGAGAAACUUUGUCAACAGGUUGGCGAGCGAGAAUCAGUACAGCUACGGUCAACACAGGGCGGUGGAGAGCUACAAGAGUAGCCUGGACGCUGCGCUGGAUCAGGCAUUUCCAGAAUUGAUAGAGGUGGACACGGAUGAGGCGGACGCGAAGUCCUGA
Molecule: messenger RNA, 594 nt
Organism: Pseudozyma hubeiensis SY62
Lineage: Eukaryota; Fungi; Basidiomycota; Ustilaginomycetes; Ustilaginales; Ustilaginaceae
Exons: 1
Coding region: 1-594 (197 amino acids)
Biological process (GO): regulation of transcription by RNA polymerase II
Cellular component (GO): mediator complex
Molecular function (GO): transcription coregulator activity
Source: RefSeq, a predicted model, not a curated record